GGCAGAAAGCCCAGCCAGCAGCCAAACGAAGCCUCAUCAAUAAGGGACAGCAGCGGGACAUGGCACUGGGAAUAAGGGACUGUCUCGCCAAAUAAGUGACGCUUGACAGCUAUGGCUGAGUGGAUCAGGUUGCAGCAGCAGCUGCCACUGUCCUUCAGACAAAACAACUUCGGGGUAAAUGUUGGUGGUGCUCUUCUGUCUUCACGCACCUACUUCUCACUCCCUUCACAUUCUUCUGCCAUCCUGCAGCCGCCUCUCAGCUCAACAAAGCCACACACUCUUGAUCCGUCAUGGCCUCAGCACCACCAUCCACGAACAUAGAAGAGGAAGUAUUGUGCCCCAUCUGCAAGGACCUCCUGACAGACCCCGUGACCUUGAACUGUGGCCACAACUUCUGCCUAGGCUGCAUCACCAAGCACUGUGAGGUACGGGAUGAAAUUGACAUGGGGGACUGCAAGUGUCCCGCCUGCAUGGACAAGAUCCGGAACAGGAAUUUCUGCCCCAAUUGGCAGCUGGCAAAUGUAGUAGAAAGAAUCAAACUCCAGAGAAAGGAACUAUGUGAGAAGCACAAAGAAAAUCUCCACCUGUUCUGCAAACAAGAUGAAGAAUUGGUGUGUUUGGUUUGUGAGCGAUGCCCAGAACAUAAAUCACACACUGUGGUCAUCAAGGAAGAGGCUGCCCAGGAAUACAAGACACUCAUCUGUGGUCACCUGGAGCAUCUGAGGAAAGAGAGAGAGAAAAUUCAGACUUAUAAAGCAACCAUCGGAAAGGAAAGCGAUAAACUGCUUAAAUCAACAGAAACUGAGAGGCAAAAGACCAUGCAGAAGUUCAGAAAACUGCACCAGUUUCUGGAAGAACAAGAAAAGCGUCUGCUGAAUGAAAUAGAAGAGAUGGAGAAGGAGAUCACAAGAAGAAGGGAGGAGCACCUGGCUAGACUCUCAGCGGAACUCUCCUCUCUUGAAAGGAGCAUCCGGGAGAUGGAGGAGAAGAGUCAGCAGCCAGCGAGUGAACUCCUGCAGGAUAUUAGAAGAACUUUGCAGAGGUGUGCGCAGAGGGAGACAACUGAAAAUCCACUGACUUUCCCACUAGAAUUGAAGAGGAAAUUCUCAACAUUCAGGGCUGCAAAUCCCAUUCUAUAUGUUGAGAUGGAGAAAAUAAAAGAUGCUCUGUUACCCAGAUUGCUUAAGAAAGCAAAUGUUACUCUGGAUCCAGACACAGCCCAUCCUGAACUCAUCCUGUCCGAGGAUCGGAAAAGCUUGAGAAGGGGAGACAAAGAGCAAGACCUGCCCGACAAUCCUGAGAGAUUCAAUAACCAGCCUUGUGUGUUAGGAUGUGAGGGAUUCACAGCAGGCAGACAUUUCUGGGAAGUCAAUGUGGGAAGUGAGGAAUGGUGGGCUGUGGGGGUCGCCAGGAAGUCUGUGGAGAGAAAGUGCUCCUUCUCCUUAAGGCCUGAGAGAGGCAUCUGGGCUGUGGGGAAGUGGAAUGGUGAAUACAAGGCCUGCACCUCUUAUUCCUCUCCUCUGUCCCUGAGUGAGGAGCCCAGGAAGAUCCGGGUGACUCUGGACUAUGAAGAGGGAUAUGUGUCUCUUUCUGACGCUGACUCAGGGGCUGAACUCCACACGUUCUCAGGAGCCUCGUUCUUUGGGGAGACCCUCCUCCCUUUCUUUUGUCUGUGGGGAUAUGCAACCCACCUCAGGAUCUCCUGCUAGGAGCAGAAUUGACACCUUUGCAGGUGCCCUGUGAGAGGAGUCAUUCCAGUCACACUUGGAGGAAACGACAAAACAAAAUCUGGGAUUUUCUUUUCCCUCCGCUUUCCCAGAAUUCCCUCUGCAGUGGAGUCCUUAAAGAGAGGGAAACACUUUAACCGUCUCAAUAAACAAUCUAUUUCUCCAAAGAAUUCACUUGCCACCCCCUGCGAUCCUGGUUCUGUUGUUCACCUUCCUCUCAUGACAGGACCUCCACCAGCUGUUAAAAUGCCCACAUUGAUUAAUAGAUCACUGGAGAACAAUCCCUCCAGGCACCUUUUGCAACUACAGCUUGUGCAUCUCAGGCAGGCAGGAAGGAAAUAAGAAGACUGUCUGUGAGGCCCCAACUUCCAACCCUUUGCAAAUGCAGCCUCCCCAUCUCCACACUCCCCCAGAGAGAAAUUUCACUGAAUCCAGAGUUGAUGGGAGUUGUAGUCUAGUCCAGCCACUUGGCCAAGUCUGCCCUUUAUAAUCCACAUGGUGUCGUCCCUUUGGCCCCCACCCUGGAUGUGAGAUGCUACCCCAAAGAGGGUCUUUUCAGUAUCUGUGGAAUGCCGUCCCACCAGAUCACACUUCCCCACACAGCAAGAGGUCUCUCCAAGCCCCACAUGUGCAGCACCCGUCCAACAAUAAGGGGGAGAGUUAAGUGUUCAGGGUAGUGGAGAUGUCUCCAAGCCUCUUAAGUCUUUCUGCCUAGCAAAGGGAGGAAACAGUUCCCAGGGGUAGCAGGAGGGCUCUCUCAGCCCCUCUAGCGCAGCAGCUAGCAUUCUUGUUCUCUCUUUGGUGGCUAUUGAGGUGCUUCAGAGAAGGGAGAAGGCACCCCUUCACCUUCCUCCCUGCCCCCUCUCUCCAGAUCCACAUAAGUCCAACAACCAGGGAGGGAGGGAGUUCAGCAGACCAAAGGCCCAGUCUCCCCAGUGCUAGUGCCCUUUUACUGUGUCAGGAACAUGCUGCAGAAUACACCAGCCUGGAGGGACCCUUGACACAGCAAGGGAAGGAAAUCUGCACCUCGGUCCUUUUCCUAAUUAGGGACUGUGGGGUUUCAUUCCUCCAAUGAAGACCACGCUGGGUGCAGUUCUCCAGGGGACCACUUGAUGUCAGCGUUCCACCAUGAGCAAGGCUGUUGUUAUAGUAUCCACCAGAGCUUUCCAAACUUUUCACCUUGCUGACAUACUUUUUAGACAUGCGUCCUUUUGCAACACAGUAAUUCAGUUUUACUAGGUUAAACCAGGGGUCCUCAAACUACGGGCCACGGGCCACAUCUGGCCCACCAGUGUCCUGAACCCGGCCCACCCCCAGGCCACACUGCCUCUAAGCCCAAAUCCUCUGUGGGCUGGGCGUGCACCUCUCUGCCCUGCCCACCUCACAGGGCUGUUGUGGGAUGCAAAGGCGAGCAAGUUCCACAGGAGCAGGGUGGGAGGGCCAUGCCAGCUGCUCCUUUCCUCCAGCCCCGCCCCCUCUGCUAGCCCCGCCCUUCCCCGCACAGGUACGUCUGCUGGGCGCAAUACCCUGCACGGAGGCUGUUCAGGCUUGCCGUGGGGGCGCAGAUAGGAGCCGAGCCGAGCAGCGCAGCACCGCCUUGCCCAGUGGGCCAGCCGCCUGCUGCUGCUGCUGCUGCUUCCCUCUGCGGCAUCAUGGCCAGCCGGGCCCAGGGUCGUCAUGCCGGCACUGGGUAUGCAGAGCUGCUCAUUUUGCUCCUCCUUUUGGCGCUGGUGGCUUCCUAAAGGUGCCUGCUUUGGCAUAACCUCUGCAGCAUUCAGUGGUGCCUACUCCUGUGCAAAGGGCUCCAAGCACACUGGCAUUCGUGCAGUUAAGUUAGUGAGCUUUGUGAGCUUAGUCAGGUUUCCCGCCCCAAAGGCUGUAAUUCCCUGUGUGCUUACCUGGGAGUAAGCCUUAUUGAAUUCAGUGGGACUUACCUCUGAGCAGGCAUGCAUAUGAUUGUAUGGACACAUUAGGGAAGAAAGCCUCAGAAGUAACUGCACUGCUUUCAGUGGAUUUACUCCCUGGUAGGGAUGGCUGAAUCCGUCCAUUUUGGUGUCUUGUUUUUGCAAUCUUACUUUCAGUUCUCCACAUUUCCACAUUAGUGUUCUUUUAAUAUGUUUUUCAAGAAAAGGUACUCUUGAAAAUUUGUCACCAUUUUAGUCUGUGUUUCUCCUAAAAUGCACUUUUUUUGUAUGUUGUUUUUCCUAAUACAUCUUUGCGAAGCAAUUAGCUGCAAUAGUAUGCAUAAGGUACUUUCACCAAUAUGCAAGUUUCGGAGUCACCUUCAAAGGUAGAGAAGCAGGACUGUUUAUUUCCACUGCUGGGAAUAUUUGUAUUGUAUUGUUUUUCCUGAUUUUUGUGCACUACAAAU
Messenger RNA from Podarcis muralis (Common wall lizard), 4098 nucleotides. The record is from RefSeq and is a predicted model, not a curated record. Lineage: Eukaryota; Metazoa; Chordata; Lepidosauria; Squamata; Lacertidae.